This is a messenger RNA of Antechinus flavipes (yellow-footed antechinus), 1215 nucleotides long. It is a transcript of the gene CMTM2, whose product is annotated as CKLF like MARVEL transmembrane domain containing 2. Lineage: Eukaryota; Metazoa; Chordata; Mammalia; Dasyuromorphia; Dasyuridae. The transcript has 4 exons. Bases 126 to 677 code for a protein of 183 amino acids. The record is from RefSeq and is a predicted model, not a curated record.
CGCCUCGCGACCACACAACGGAAUGGCGCGGGGGCAGCAAGCCGUUGGGGGCCCGACUCCGCAAGGAAGGCAUCUUGGGAUGGGGCUGCUCCCGGCCCGGAGUCCGUCCCCGCCCGCCACUCGUAAUGUCGACCCCAGAGAUAAACGCCCCGGAGUCUCCUUUGGCUCCAACGCAUAAAGUUGGCUUCGCCAAAUACAGAUGGGAAUGCAAGCAAAGCUCCUACGACUACUUCAUCAAAAGCGGUUCCGGAGAUUUAAAAGUUCUGUCUGUGAUAUUAUUGAUAGUGUCGUUUAUCUUGAUGAAAAGAACCCAAACAGCCAAUGUGUUCGUUCCAGUGGUCUUAAUGAUAGAAUCCUUCCUCCUUUUUUUCUUCAUUUUUGCGAAUAUCCUGGCAUUCCCAAGAUAUUUAACAAAGCUGAUCUGGCCCAUUUUUGACAUGCUCAAUGACUUUUUUGCAUUUAUAUACCUUGCAUAUGUUGGUUUCUAUUCAAUAAUUCAUCCACCAGCCACUAUGGAUAAAUUAUACUGGCAAGUAGCUGGACUCAUACUUUCUGUUGCCUUCUUGUCCAUAGUAGAUGUUGUUUUACAAGGCUGGGGUUUUUUGGAUUGGAGGACAAAAACUAGAAUGAAGUAUAAAAGUGACUCUGCAACCAGAUCGAAGACUCUGGACACUUAAAAUCUCAUAAAAAGCACAAACAUGUAUCAUUUUUCUUUUUACUAGGAUGAUUUUCUUUUCCACUAAAAUUCCCAUUUUGACAUUUUCAUGGCAAAGUGCUGUCCCAAAAAAUAAAGAAUGUAUGAAAGUCUUUCCCAGAGGAAUACCAAUUUUAGCCUUACCAAAUACAGUUCUCUUCUAAGACCUCACCUUGGCAUAGACAGGAAUAGUCUUGGGUUCUCUGAGGCCAAAACAGCAGAAUUCAUUUUAAGUGCUUUAUAAAUGAGUCUUAUUUGCCUGUCUGCAAGCUCUACCAGAUUGAGGCAGUCUUGAAUAUGGCCUGAUAAUACCAUAUCUGUCAUCAAGACACAAGACCUGCUGUUCAGUAGUACGUAACACUAUGAUAGCUUCAGGAUAACAGAAAUUUGGUUCACAGUAACUCAUUGGAGCAUUUGCCGAGUCAAAAUUUGUGACCUGUAUUAGGGGAUGGAAGGCCUAAACUCUAGGGAUCAGAUCCUUGAAGAACUGAAAUAUCAAAUAAAAUUCAACUGGAAGAAUC